Molecule: messenger RNA, 806 nt
Organism: Capra hircus (goat)
Lineage: Eukaryota; Metazoa; Chordata; Mammalia; Artiodactyla; Bovidae
Gene: CMTM8
Product: CKLF like MARVEL transmembrane domain containing 8
Exons: 4
Coding region: 88-609 (173 amino acids)
Biological process (GO): myelination
Cellular component (GO): membrane
Molecular function (GO): structural constituent of myelin sheath
Source: RefSeq, a predicted model, not a curated record
GGGCCCCGGGCUCAGAGCCGCGCGGCCCGCCUGGACGCGCCGGGGGUCCCCGAGGCGGGGCCGGCGCCGCCCGGCCCGGGCGCGACGAUGGAGGAGCCGCAGCGCGCCCGCUCGCACACGGUCACCACCACCGCCAGCUCCUUCGCCGAGAACUUCUCCACCACCAGCAGCAGCUUCUCCUACGACCGCGAGUUCCUCCGCACCCUGCCCGGGCUGCUCAUCGUGGCGGAGAUCGUUCUGGGACUGCUGGUGUGGACGCUCAUCGCUGGAACGGAGUACUUCCGGGUCCCUGCCUUUGGCUGGGUCAUGUUCGUAGCUGUGUUUUACUGGGUCCUCACCGUCUUCUUCCUCAUCAUCUACCUAACGAUGACCUACACCAGGAUCCCCCAGGUGCCCUGGACCACGGUGGGUCUGUGGUUUAACGGCAGUGCCUUCGCCUUAUACCUCUCAGCUGCUAUUGUGGACGCAUCUUCCGUCUCCCCGGAGAGAGACAGUCACAACUUCAACAGCUGGGCAGCUUCGUCGUUCUUCGCCUUCCUGGUCACCAUCUGCUACGCUGGAAACACAUAUUUCAGUUUUAUAGCUUGGAGAUCCAGGACCAUACAGUGAUUCACCAUUUUGAAAAUUAAAAGGGGGUGGGGGGGAAGGAAGACUCACUGUAAAACAACCAAACAAAAAACAAACCUGUAGGUAUAAUGUAUAUUUCCAGAGAUUUGUAUUUAACUAAUGUUUUUAUAUACUUAGUUAAAUUUGCUCACACUGGUUUGUUACAAUUAAACUGGAUACUUAUUUGCUGUAGCUUCUAA